Messenger RNA from Botrytis fragariae, 1461 nucleotides. RefSeq names its product putative 60s ribosome biogenesis protein sqt1 protein. Gene Ontology annotation, molecular function: protein binding. The record is from RefSeq and is a predicted model, not a curated record. NCBI's taxonomy places the organism in Eukaryota, Fungi, Ascomycota, Leotiomycetes, Helotiales, Sclerotiniaceae. Bases 1 to 1461 code for a protein of 486 amino acids. The transcript has a single exon.
AUGUCCUCCUCCCACCACCCCCAAGACGAUGACCGCACCAACGAAGACGAAAACGAAAUGUUCGACCCCGCCGACGCCGCAGAAGAAAUCAUCGACAUAGACGGCGACGCGGCCAUGGAUUCGGGCGACGAAGAUCAAGACGGCGACGCCGAUCAAGAAAUGCAAGAACAAGAAAUCCAACUGCAAAAUGAUUCGUCCGCCCACAUGGACGCCCACGGCGACUCCAUCUUCUGCAUUGCCCAGCAUCCUCUGCGUCCCGAACUCGUCGCUACAGGCGGCUCCGAUGGCGAUGCGGAUAAUGCUCCAGGUGUGGGAUAUAUUUUCGAUGCGACUCCUGCGCCCACCCCGGUGUUGCCCGCGAGUUAUCAGAGUAAUCCAUCGGAGCGGGUGGAGCGGGGGAGUCAGGAACCGAUAUUCAAAUUGGAGGGACACGCGGAUUCGAUCAACGCGCUUGCGUUUUCGCAGCCAGAUGGGAAGUUUUUAGUUUCUGGAGGACUCGAUGGGAAAAUACAGGUGUAUGUUACCAAUGGGAGUAAGUGGAAGAAAUACACCGAAGCGCGGGAAGUGGAGGAGGUAAACUGGUUGAUCGCGUGUCCGUAUGCGAAAGCGCCGAAUACGUUUGCGUUUGGGGCGAAUGAUGGGUCGGUGUGGGUGUACACUGUAGAUCCGAGUCAGAAGAAGGCACCGCUGCAGUUGAUGCAGAGUUAUUUUGCGCAUACCGAGAGUUGUACUGCGGGGGCGUGGUCGGCAGAUGGGAAGCUGUUGGCGACGGUUAGUGAGGAUGGGUCGUUGUAUGUGUGGGAUGUGUUUGGAGAGGCUGCGGCGGCGGGAUUAACAGGCGAAGGUGGACAAACGGUUGUGGGACUCACGGCGUUGGAUCAACGGUUUGCGGUUGAGGGGGGAUUGUUCAGCGUGGGGAUUGCGCCAUCGGGUUCGUUUGUUGCGGUCGGAGGAGCUGGCGGUUCGAUUAAAAUCGUCGGGCUACCCCGUUUACCUGAUGCUUCGGGUGCGGGCGCGAGUCCGGGUCAAUCUGGACAGAUUCUUGCGGAUUUGCAAGCACAGGGUGAUGGAAUCGAAUCGAUUGCAUUUGCGCAACCCCCUUUGACGCUCAUGGCUACUGCAAGCGUGGAUGGAAGUAUUGCGCUCUUCGACUCAGCGCAUCGAUUCGCAGUACGCAGACAUAUCAAAGAAGCGCACGAGGAGCACGCAGUGGUGAAAGUGGAGUUUGUAAAGAACGCACAGUCUGGAGGAUGGCUGUUGACCAGUUGCGGAAUGGAUGGAGUGGUUAGACGAUGGGACGCGAGGGGUGGAACGGGGAUUGCGAAUUCGGGAUUGGUGGGGGAGUGGAAGGGACAUAGGGGGGAUGGCGUGGGGGUUAUGGGGUUUGUGCAGGGUGAUGGAAAUAGAAUUGUUACGGCAGGUGAUGAUGGGAUUAGUUUGGUUUUUGAAUCGCCUAUUUAG